GUAAUUGGUCAAUUCUGGUCGUCCCUUGGCCUCGGUCAUAGGGAGCAGGCUAUACGAUAAAGAAGGAACAGCAGUUUUCCCUUCAUCAAGCCUAAGGUCUGACUAGCACUAGUACCGUUGGAGACAGUAGCGUUUGAUCACGCGGAAGCAAUUCGCGUCGACAUUAUCAUGAUAUCGCCAUAUGCGCGCUUCGAGUCCCUUUAGUGCUUUGAUCACUUUGGCUGAUGCGCUCUCGAACAAUCUCGGCGCUGUGACUGCGAUUUUUUCGUACCGCUUGCUCUUGCCACGGCAUUGUUGGAAUUCUGAAUACAUGCUCUUGAUAGGAAGCGGUUCUGGAAAAUGGACGUCCAACACGCUGUACUUGCGCAUUUGCCCAUGGUCAACUGCCAGUGUACACAGCCUCUCUCUCCCGGAAUCGCCACGACAAGUAGACGUUGAUGAAUGACGCAAAAUAUACACCAGAUCAGUCGUUUACUCUUCGCUAUGAAUAC
Suillus subalutaceus is the source of this 491-nucleotide messenger RNA. RefSeq lists its product as uncharacterized. The annotation marks the transcript as partial. The transcript has a single exon. The record is from RefSeq and is a predicted model, not a curated record. NCBI's taxonomy places the organism in Eukaryota, Fungi, Basidiomycota, Agaricomycetes, Boletales, Suillaceae.